Messenger RNA from Thermochaetoides thermophila DSM 1495, 222 nucleotides. RefSeq lists its product as uncharacterized. NCBI's taxonomy places the organism in Eukaryota, Fungi, Ascomycota, Sordariomycetes, Sordariales, Chaetomiaceae. The record is from RefSeq and is a predicted model, not a curated record. The transcript has a single exon. The coding region runs from base 1 to 222 and encodes 73 amino acids.
AUGGGCUCCCAGUCAUGGCGUACGUCGGGCGAACAGGACAUGGCCCAUGCCCGCGCCACUCUUCAGGCGGCUGUUGAGCAUCGCGACCCGGUCAAGAGCGGGUAUGGUCGAGCGGAAGAGAUUGUCGGCAAGCUUACGGGUUGCGGGGGAAUGAAACACGAGGGCGCAGCAAGCAGGGCUGCCGGCCAGAAAAAGGACCAAAAUAAACCGAGGAGCGAUUAA